Engraulis encrasicolus (European anchovy) is the source of this 3192-nucleotide messenger RNA. RefSeq names its product TPA-induced transmembrane protein. The coding region runs from base 248 to 1006 and encodes 252 amino acids. The record is from RefSeq and is a predicted model, not a curated record. Lineage: Eukaryota; Metazoa; Chordata; Actinopteri; Clupeiformes; Engraulidae. The transcript has 8 exons.
UCUUGUCUUUGUUGCUCAAUAUACAUGCGGCUGUGAUGAUCACCCGGGAGGGUCUUAAGCAAUAAAGGGACGAAACCAUGUAGUUUUCUCAUAUUAGACGAUCACUCGGACCGACUUCUGGAUAGUGUUACGUCGCGCCUCAGGUGUUGCAGGUUUCCCUAAAUGCUGGUGUCAAGUUCCCAAGUUCCGGGUGUUUGGGAAAAGGCGUUUUCCUCUCAACUGUAAUCUUCUCUGAGACACUGGAAUUAUGAGUGUCGUUGUGGAAUUACAGCCCACCGAUAACAAUAAUAUUUCGGACGAAACAGACGACAAGACAACGGUGGCUUCGGGGAACGGAGGCUAUUCAAGCCACAAUGCAGCUGCAAUACCUGAGGAUGCCCCUUUCCUGUCAGAAAUCGAACCGGUUCCUGUGGAGACUGGGGACAUUCAGGUGACAGAGCGUGACAGUGCUCUUGAAAAAGUGAAGAAGCGGUUCAACACUAAAGUGUGGAAAGAACUGGAACUAUGGAAGGUCCUCCUCAUCCUCCUGGGCGUCUUCAUCCUCGUUAUAAUCCUUUCCAUCUAUCUCAGCACAGUGAUCUACAGUGAUCCGGAUGAGAAGUUUGAUGUGAGUUCUUUCGUGGUGCUGCGCGUCUUCAGUGGAAGUGUGAGCAUGGUCAACCAGAACUUCACCAAGGACAACGCCACUCUCCACGAGCAUGCCAUACGCCUGCAAAACAAGCUAAAUCAAGUCUACACCUCCUCCCAUGCUCUCGCUCGGUACUUCAAUACCAGCCGGGUCAAAACAUUAAGGCCCGGCAGCCUCAUCAUAGACUUCUGCCUGCAGUUCCGCAUGCCGCUGGACUCAGAUCAGCUGGUGCGCUACACCCUGAGUUCAGAGAUGGUGUCCAACGUCCUGAGGCAGCACCUUUACGAAGAGGACAUGGACUCGGAAGCAGACGACCCACAACGCGUACUGCCCACCUCCGUCACAAUACAGGAUGGGGGCGCCACGUGCACGACUUGAUGCAGCCUGAGGCCAUGGCAGGCAGCGUAUUAGGAACCAGCCUUUCUCAAGUUCCCCUUGCUGUGGUGGCAGAGGCAGUGUGUGAUGGAUAGGUGUGUGUGUGUGUGUGUGUGUGUGUGUGUGUGUGUGUGUGUGUGUGUGUGUGUGUGUGUGUGUGUGUGUGUGUGUGUGUGUGUGUGUGUGUGUGUGUGUGUGUGUGUGUGUGUGUGUGUGUGUGUGUGUCACACACUGAUAACAACCACUGUCACUAUGUAUGGCUGUGUCUGUGAACUAUAUGGAUUAUGCAUGAGGAUCUGCAAACAGUCGCGCACAAAGCAAACACAUGCACUCCAGAACAUGCCCAAACUGACUUCACCUCACAGCCUUACCUUAUUCUCUCUCUCUCUCUCUCUCUCUCUCUCUCUCUCUCUCUCUCUCUCUCUCUCUCUCUCUCUCUCUCUCUCUCUCUCUCUCUCUCUCUCUCUCUCUCUCUCUCUCUCUCUCUCUCUCCCUCUCUCUCCUGCUUUCUCUUAUUCUCUCUGUUCAUUUCUGCGUCUCUCUCACUGACCUACAGUAUCUCAGUAUACUGUACCUCUCCCCCUCUCUCUUUCUAUCCCUCUCUCCGUCUAUCCCUCUUUCUUUUGUCCUGCAUUCCCUGAGAUUAUCAGUGCCCUCCAGACGUCUGUGUGGGAAUAUGUCGAUAGCAUUGUGUCAACACAGGUGCUGGAUAGAGAAUGUAUUUUGAUAAGCCAGCGCUGAAUUUCUCUUCACUGAACUAUGAAGCUCUGGUGGAGUGGGGCUCGGCUCAGAAUGUUUUGAUACCCAUGUGGCCAUGGCAACCCAGCUGGACUGACUUGGGAGAAGCACAUGCCUUCUGGGGUCGCUAUGUCAAAAGGUCAGCCACACACCCCACGCUUUUGGAUUGGAAGAUUUUAUGCUGUAACAUUGAAUUACAUGUGAGAAAUAUGGGAGUGAGAUUUGAUCAUUUUAGUUUUUAAUGUAUUGUAUUGUACAGAAUUGUAUUUUAAUGUUUUUUUUCCAUAGUGCAUACAGCUAUUUUUAUACUCCCCCCAAACCCAAGUAUUGUAGUACUGACAUUGGCCACUAGGUGGUGUUUGGACUCCAUUGGAUAUCUGUUUUGCCGCUGUAGGUAGCUGUGGAAAUCCUUUGCUGUAUGGCCAGGCAAAGCUGUGGGAUUGACAGACUAAACAACCAAAUGCUGAUUUGUGAACCCUUGUGCGGUAAACUAAUGUCCGUUUUAAAAUGUUGGAUGUAUUAAUGACAUUACAUUACUUUUCAUUUAUCUGGCGCUUUUAUCCAAAGUGAAUUACAGUUAUUUACAGGGUAAUGGUUACAGUCCCUGGAGCAAUGUGGGGUUAGGCGCCUUGCUCAAGAGGACUUCAGCCAUAGAUGGAAAAAGUAUGGGUAGGGUUCGAACUUGCAAUCCUCUGAUCUUUAAGACCACUUCUCUAACCAUUAGGCCACAGCUGCCCAAUUUUGUAUUAUAAGUGUAAUAAUGCCAUUAUGGUGUCUUUCACAGCAUUCGAAAGAGGAUUUUUAGACACAUUGACCCUUGUGAUUGAUUUUUUUUAAUGUGUGUGCAGGAUCAUUUGCCUGAAUGUGAAUGUGGAACAAAUGUCAUUUUGCACUGUGUGUUAAAUUGUAUUAUUACAUGCUACUUGAAUGAAAGAUAUAUUUACAUUUAGAUCUUAAGUAAAUGAGACCUCUGUGGCUUUAUGAUGGUCAGCACGAUUUUAAUCCAACAUCAUUUGCUACAAACGCCUUACUGCCAAUUGUGUCAGCUAUGCUGUAAUAAUAUUGCAGCACAACAGUUCAAUUUGACAACUCUGCAGAAAAAAUGCUUGUGUAACCAGACAAGACACAUUGAAACACACUGAGAGUUCAAGGUUGCUCUGAACUCCCAUGGUGUUAUUUGUUAUCAUGCAGUAAAAUGGCAAGUUGGUGUCACGGUAGGAAGGGCACAGCAUUUAAAUCAAUUUCCAAAAUGCUUUUUUAAAACGACAUGUUCACAUUUGUUUUAGUAUUAUUGUUGUUGAAUGGGCCUGUUUUACAUAUGACAUUACCUUUAUGCGCAUUUAGUGUGUGUUCUGUCUGUUUGGCCUAUGUGUUUGAUAUUUGUUCCUUUGCUGGCUUCUAAAGCCUGAAUCCAAACCGACCUGCAAUAAAUUGUGUAUGUUUUUUUCUAA